This is a messenger RNA of Cyprinus carpio (common carp), 2830 nucleotides long. RefSeq names its product olfactory receptor 142-like. The coding region runs from base 767 to 1723 and encodes 318 amino acids. The transcript has a single exon. The record is from RefSeq and is a predicted model, not a curated record. NCBI's taxonomy places the organism in Eukaryota, Metazoa, Chordata, Actinopteri, Cypriniformes, Cyprinidae.
CUAACAUUAAUAUCUGAAUUAUGUUGAGGUCUCCAAGCAAGAUGAUUUGUUGUCUUCAGAAAGCAUACAGAGCUUUGAUCAUAAAACUAAGCACUUAGAUAUCAUCUUACCAAGACAUAUUAUUGGGACAUAUAGUGUGCCAACUGAUAUUUUUUUUACAUUUUAUUCAGGAAUCUGCUAUACUGUUGUGAAGAUUGCAUUGAUUUCAAUUAUCAGCUGAAUUUCAUCUUGCUUUUUGGUUAUAUAAAUAUCAACAACUGCCCCUAAUAGCAUGUUUUUGUUAAGUUUUGACCUCUGAAUAAAACUUUUUUUUUUACUCCCCUAGAAUGAGCUCCAUAUUCACUAAAAUCAUAAUAUAAGUACUGAUGUAUCAAAUAGGACACUCAAUGGAAAAACGCAUAUGCAAUUUUGUUUUGCACAUUUUUUUUAUUAUAUAUUAUCUAAAGAUUCAGUGAACAUGUGAUCCGAAACCCCUAGACAGCCAUCCACAUACACAAGCCAUACACAAUACUCUAUAUAAACAGCAUAAAUACACUGCAAAGUAAGAGUCAUGUUGUGUCAUCUGUUAUGAUUUGAACUAUCUGGAUCACUGUUUGCAGGUAUCUCCAUUUUACUGAUGGACUGGAAAGCUGCCAGCACCUAGAAACAAUGGAGACUGAAUCCUGAAAAAAGGCACCUGUUAAUCUAAAACAAACAAACAAACAAAUAUAUUUGACAAAAGUCUAAUGUACCAAUUUUGUUUUUACAGUGUAUUGAACAUUUUAAGAUGAAAAAUUCAUCCACCGUGUCAUCGAUUGUAUUGGAAGCUUUUUACAGAAUGGAGGACCUUAAAUACCUUUACUUUGUGACAUUUCUCGUGUUAUACAUGCUUACACUCUUUGCUAACGCCAUUGUGAUUUUUGUCAUAACUAUCAACAAAGUGCUUCAUAAUCCUAUGAAUUACUUUCUAUGUAACUUGGCUGUAAAUGGCGUCUACGGGGGCACAGCUUUGCUUCCCCCCCCCUUGCUGGGUACUUUAAUGUCUCCUUCUCAUGAGGUAUCUUUGGCAUGGUGUAAGGCUCAGAUCUACUUCCUGCACACAUAUGCUAUCAUAGAGUUCACCAUCCUGUCAGUGAUGUGCUACGAUCGCUAUGUGGCCAUCUGCUACCCAUUGCAGUAUCACAGUAUUAUGACGAUCACAAAAGUGUAUAAACUGAUUGCCUUCUCAUGGGGGUAUCCUUUAGUGACAUUUGUUUUGUUUUUCAUUAUGACUCUGCGCUUAACAAUCUGUCAAAAUCGCCUCGGGAGGGUUUACUGCCUCAACUUUUAUCUGGUCAAAAUGUCUUGUGGGAACACAUACAUUGAGAGCAUUUUGGGAUUGAUUUUUCUUGUUUUAUACUCUUUUCCUCAGCUUUCAAUGACUUUCUAUUCAUACGGACAUAUUCUGAAAAUAUGCUUUACUGCCACUAAAGAGUCUAAAAUAAAAGCACUGAAGACCUGCACUCCACACUUAUUUGCAAUACUGAACUAUAGUGUGGGAUGUUUUGUUGAAAUUGUACAAAGUCGCUUUGACACAAGUUAUCUUUCCUUUGAAACACAAAUGUUUAUGUCUCUUUAUUUCUUUAUAUUAACUCCCAUUCUAAAUCCAGUCAUCUAUGGGAUGAGUGUUAAAACAUUAAGAGACAAUAUUUUUAGACUGGUUGGCUCUAAAAAAAAAAAGGAAAGGUUAUUGUUUUUAAAGUAGGAUCUUUGGAACACAAGUGAGAGUGUAAAAAAGGCAAUACUGUUCUCAGUAUGAGAAGCAAGCACCAGAAGUCUAAUCUCUGAAGUGAAAACACAACUAAAUUAUGUUAACUUGUAUGUGACUUUUUUUUAAAUUUAUUAUUAAACUUAAUGCUAAUUCCAUGUAAAUUUGACAUCUGAAGGCCCGAAAGAGUCCCAUCAUGCUUUUCAAAAUCAGAACAUUUUGUGUCUGUAAUAUAUGUGUUGUAUUUAAAAUGCACAACUGUGCAUGCAUUAACUGGAUUUGCCUGUCUUUUUUUCAUAAGAUUAUUAAACAGUCAAAAUAGACCUGUCAUAUUUCACUUGUUCAAUAAAGAUGGAUAGAAUGUAUAUUAUUUGUAAGUAAUGUGCAUAAAUUAAUUAAAAAAGAGAAAUACAUAUCUUAUGUAAGACCAUGUGCUGCUCUCUAAUGCAUCACCAUGACAGAUGUGCUCUUUACAGGCCUCCAAAACAAUCAACAAUAAUUAGGUCCCGGCUCCGAACACACUUUGUGUCACACAUUAUAGUGCUAUUUAUAACAAAUGCUUAUUUUGUCAUCAUUGUUAUUCUAUUUAUAAUAAACAUUUUAUACUGUUAUGGGCCUAAAAGUUUUAAUUAGUCUGUUUCUAUACUCUUCUAUAUUUUGUUUUGUUUUGUCUAAGGCAUUUUUCCCCCUGCUGAGAUAAUUAAAUUCUAAUAUUAAUGCCAUGGUUUAGCAAUUAUGCCAUUCAACUCUAAUCUGCAAUAAGCACAAAUAUUUUACCCCUAAUUUAUAUUUAACCUUCAUGCAUCUUUAUGGACAUUUUUGUUAAUGCCAACAGCAUACACAUUUGGCACAAGUGUGUAUUUUUAUUAGAAUUGUAAUAUUUCACCAUCAUUUCCUUUAAUAAAUCUAUUUUACACUAGGUACACAAAAUAGCUGACCCCGAUGGAGAGAGUCAAGAGGACAAAAUCAAAAUAUAAGGCCAUAAUGACCAGCACUUAUGAAAACAAUGCAUGCAAAGACUGAUGCAAUCAAAAUAACAUUAUAUUUCACCUUUAAGCUAAUAAAAUAAAAUAAAUAAAAAAUCCAAAGUGCACACACACAGCA